Messenger RNA from Cloeon dipterum, 2774 nucleotides. RefSeq names its product MOXD1 homolog 1-like. Gene Ontology annotation, biological process: dopamine catabolic process; norepinephrine biosynthetic process; octopamine biosynthetic process. Lineage: Eukaryota; Metazoa; Arthropoda; Insecta; Ephemeroptera; Baetidae. Gene Ontology annotation, molecular function: dopamine beta-monooxygenase activity; copper ion binding. The record is from RefSeq and is a predicted model, not a curated record. Bases 3 to 2138 code for a protein of 711 amino acids. The transcript has 11 exons. Gene Ontology annotation, cellular component: secretory granule membrane.
GUAUGAAGCGAACCGCGAUGAGGAACGGAGUGAGACUGUUGCUGCUGGUCGCAGCCAUGUGUCUGGGGGCCGGUGUCGGGGCGACGCAGUGGACCCACGCGGUCCAACUGUCGCCCAACUACACGCUGCACUGGCGGCCCAACGAAUCUAGCGUGUCUUUCAAAAUCGAGGCCCGCACCCUCGGCUUCGUCGGUCUGGGCUUCUCGCCAAAGGGCGGCAUGGCCAACGCCGACAUUAUCCUCCUCUGGGUUGACGACUACACCGGAGAAGCCCACGUGGGGGACUACUAUGCAACAGGUAAUGCAAAACCCCGAAGAGACGAGGUCCAGAACGUGGAGCUUCUUGGAGGCGAGCAAAAUGGCACUCAUACAAUCGUCAAAUUUAGAAGAGAGUGGGAAACCUGCGACCAGCUCCACGACAUGGCACUAGGGGAGGAAACAGUCCGUCUGAUUUGGGCGCUCGGCCAGAAGGACCCUGCGAACGGCAACGAUCCAUCCGUGUGGCACGGCAAACAGAUGAGGGGCGCGAAGAGCGUGUACCUGAAAACGGCGAGUCUGCAGAAGAAGAAGAAGCGGGCGAACCACCAAAAGCCCGUGCGCUUCUGGGACGUCAAAAUGAGCAACCUCUUGAUUCCUGACAACAUGGACACGAGGUACUGGUGCAAAAUCUUCAAGCUGCCCUAUUUGGAAAAGAAGCACCACAUGAUUGGGUACUCGCCACUGAUCGAUCCGAGGAACAAGGAGGCUGUGCACCACAUGAUUCUGUACGAGUGCGUUCACUCGCGGGCACACUCCAUGUUUGCGCGCUACAUUGCCCACGAAGGCGCCGCUUGCUACUCGCCCAAAAUGCCUAGCGACUGGGAACACUGCCUCACGCCUAUCGUUACGUGGGCCAUUGGAUCCGAGGGAGAACUUCUUCCGGAGCACGUCGGCCUGCCUUUGUCUAACACCGAUUACCCCAGUGACACUUACUUCAUGCUCGAGGUCCACUACGACAACCCCACCUUCAAAAACGCACGAGACAACUCAGGCAUUCGAGUGCACUUCACGGAGGAGCUGCGCGAGUACGACGGCGGCGUGAUGACGAUCGGCACGACGAUCACUCCGCUGCACAUGAUUCCGCCGCGGCAGGAGUCGUACGCCACGGCCGGCUACUGCAGCGACGAGUGCACCUCGCAGAUGCUGCCUGAAACGGGCAUCAAAGUGGUGUCUGUGGUGCUGCACGCGCACCUGGCAGGCAGGGCCAUGACUUUGCGCCACAUCCGAAACGGCAAGGAGCUUGCACCCAUCGUUAAGGAUUCGCACUACGAUUUUAACUACCAGCAAGCCCGAGUUUUGAGCAACGAAGUGCAGAUUGAGCAGGGUGACGAGUUGAUCAUGGAGUGUGGAUACCAAACAAUCAACAGGACUGAGCCGACUUUUGGUGGCUAUUCAACGAAAGAGGAAAUGUGCCUGGCCUUCGUGCUUUACUACCCCCAAACGUCGCUGGCCGGCUGCUACAGCAUGACCCCUGUCGAGUCCUUCUUUUCCAUCCUGGGAGUGAGUGAGUUCUACGACAUGGACAUGGCCAAGAUCAAGAAAAUGCUGCUGCACAACGACAAGGAUUCGCGUCCGAAGCCGUCGGUGGACACGCCGCCGGCCCCCGGCACUCCUUUCCCCGACUCCCCCCUUGGAGGGGGUCACAUCAACGACGAGGCCAACCAGAAGGCCAUCCAGGCCCUUUUGAACAUGAAGGAGUUCACCAUCGAGCCGGUCGACGGCGCCGUCGACGCGGCCGGCAUCCUCGACGGACUCAGGAUUCGGCUGCCGUACGAGUUCCAGAACAGAACCAUUCUCGACCAUUUGCAAGCCCUGUCGUGGACGGACAAACUGCUAGCCAAGAAGGUGGAGGACGCUUUCUACCACGGUCAGCACCUCAUCUUCUGUAGGAGAAAGGACGACUCUCUCGCCUUUCUGCCGAAAGUGCAAACGCUGCCGAACAUCACGCACCCCCACCAAGCGCUGGAGAAGUCCAACUGUCCAGUUCGCAGAGGAGCCCAACUGGGCAUGUACUCGCCCAACAACGCCAACAGUCUGAAAACCACCAUCGGUGUCCCGCUCACAAUCACAAUGAUUCACAUCCUUUCUAAACUGCACUGAACAUCAAAGACUAAAUAAUCAUCGAUUGCAACGAAAAUGGAGCCAUCGUUUUUGGGCCGCAAUGAGAUGAAGUUCAUAUAUAUUUAUAGAGGUUGUGAUUGUAAAAUGAGCUGAGGAAGUAAUGAUUACAAGUAUUUGAAAGGACGAAUUGUUACCAGAGUAAUGAAUGGACGUGUAGCUGAUCAUAAAAACCAUGUGAUACGUUUUGUAUAUCUCCGACCGCAUUAAUUAAUUAAUUGAAAUUCAAAGCUUAACACGCACAUGCUUUCGUAGAGAUAGGAAACACUACGUAGAUGUAAAAAUAAGUAGAUAAGGCGUCAUCGUUUUCAUGUAAUCAAAAUUUUCCUUUAGUUUGUCAUUCGAUUCAUCCAUCUCCUUCCCACGUGUACAAAUCAUUUAUUCAUUUUGAAUUGUAAGGUAAUUAAUGUUCCCUAGUCUCACUCAGAAAUACGACAAACUAUUAUGUUACGCCAGGCUGUCGACGCCUGGUUCAAAGGCUUUCGUUUUGAUCUUACGUGAAGGAAAAUUGUACUUCAGUCUUCGUAAUUUAUUAAUAUUGUAAUGAAUUUUUGCUUAAACUUCCUUUAAUAUUAAUGUACCGUUCCGCUAGUGAAGAGUAAAAUCGAAUAAUCGUAA